This is a messenger RNA of Syngnathus acus (greater pipefish), 715 nucleotides long. Its product is annotated as cholecystokinin-like. The transcript is spliced from 4 exons. Gene Ontology annotation, biological process: digestion. Gene Ontology annotation, molecular function: neuropeptide hormone activity. Gene Ontology annotation, cellular component: extracellular region; axon. Lineage: Eukaryota; Metazoa; Chordata; Actinopteri; Syngnathiformes; Syngnathidae. The coding region runs from base 111 to 509 and encodes 132 amino acids. The record is from RefSeq and is a predicted model, not a curated record.
ACGAGCAGAGCAGUGAGAGAGUAUAAAAGCGCCAUCCUUCCCACUCAGCGGAGAAGUGCUCCCCUAACGCUGACACACUCCCUUCAACAAAGAAAACAUCCUUUCUCAAGAUGCCUGCAGGGUUGAGUGUGUGUGUGGUUCUGGCGGUCGUGUGCGCGAGCUCUUUGGGGCUCCCCUCCCAUCUCGGGGACGAGGACCAACGUUCCCCCUCGAAAGAAGCCCACCUGGAAGCCGACGCCCACUUUUUGGGGGAGCCCCAUCUCCGACACAGCCGCUCCAUCCCCCAACUCAAAGGGUCACAAGAGGAUGGCGAGUCGCGGGCCAAUCUCGGCGAGCUGCUGGCCAGACUCAUCUCCUCCAGGAAAGCAAGUUCCGUGCGUCGGAACUCGCCGGUCAACAGCAGAGGCGGCGGCCCGAGCGCAACCAACCACCGGAUAGCGGACAGGGACUACAUGGGCUGGAUGGAUUUCGGACGGCGCAGCGCAGAGGAGUACGAGUACUCCUCGUAGAGUACGAGUACUCUUCCAUCGAUUGUCCCUUCACACACAAUACGAGUCGUUGUACAUUUGUUUGUACUGUUAAAUGCAAUACACAUAUGCCAAACUUUUGCCUCUCUGUCACCCAUUUGUUUGUUUAUUGUAUUAAAAGGGGGGAAAAUAUGCUGUCAGGGUACAUUGAGACUUACUAGACUGAAUAAACAUAAACACAACGUAAA